Molecule: messenger RNA, 2077 nt
Organism: Fomitopsis serialis
Lineage: Eukaryota; Fungi; Basidiomycota; Agaricomycetes; Polyporales; Fomitopsidaceae
Exons: 5
Coding region: 235-1926 (563 amino acids)
Source: RefSeq, a predicted model, not a curated record
CGCGUACGGUGACCUUAUGCGAAAACACCACACUCCGGCUAUAGUUCUCUAUCACUGACAUUGUGAACAGCUUGCCACUGUGGCUCCGGCUGCAUGUGUGGCUGCAGUUCUUCAUUAGACACAGGGCUACCCGUCUGGGGGAUCCUGACGCUUUAAUUCCGCCGUCGUCUAUUAAUUUCGCAGCUAGAAGCCCGUCUUGCGCUUCUCUCCAUACAGUGUGUGGCAGCAGAAGCAAUGUUAGACGACCUCGCCGGUAUCUUAGUUAUUGCGCUGUAUUUUUGGCGCUGCCAACUGGUGACAGCAAGCUUCUUACCAGCGGCCAGCCCCACACCGCGCGGAUCCCUACCUCGUCUUUGUGGUCCUUUCAUACGUGGUUCUGUACUUUCGGCGAGGUUUGCCACUAGGAAUGCUAUAAAGGCGAGGCGGGCCGCGCACGCGACGAACAGGUGUGUACCGAACCCAAAUUGGACCGUUAUAAGAUCGCUUCCGCUGAGCUUCCAUGACAAGCCACAGGAUAUGGCCUACGCACCCGUCUUCCUCCUUACCCGCAUCCUCGCCAUCCUGACCCUCCUCGCCAUCCCCGCACACUCAGCACCCGCCCAGGAAAUCCCUGAACUCCCGACCUUCAUAUGCUACCAGAAUGCCAUCGCCAUAUGGAAUUUCCUUGUAGGCCGGUACACAGAACGAGUGACACGCCGAGACCGGGGCUAUUGGACCCCACUAAUCUCGCUGCUCCUGCCGUUUGGCGCCCUCGCAAGGACAAUCAUCCUCAUCGCAGAGCAUGUACGAUGCAAGGGGAACGACGUCCUCGCCGCCCUGCACCACGGCGCGAUCCUUGUCGUGGUCCGCUGCGCAGGUUGGGACCAUCAACCGAUGGGAGAUCGUUUUGCGCAAAUUGGCCCGGGUGUUGACUACGAGAAAGCUGACCUGGAGGACGAUCGGUGCUCGUACGCAGUCAUCGAGAUCGACAACCAGAAUGAAACCCACUGGCCCAUAGAAUCAGAUCUCAAGAACCGCAGCAUCCACGGCCACAUCCGGGUCCCCGCCGGCUACUCCCUCGCCGUCCCCGCAGACAAGUCCUACACGGAGCACCUCAUCGCGCGCGACCUCGACCCGACAAUCAACAUCAAGAUCCACCGCGCAUCGGGCGUCAUGCAGAUGCUCGUCUCCGUCGUGCAGAUCAUCGCCGCGACGUACACGCUCUACUCCACGGAGGGUGCGCAGGUCGCGCGCUGGGGCUACGCCGCGUACGGCCUGUCGGUCUUCCCGUACGCGCUCAUGUCGGUGAUGAACAUCCUGUGCGCGUCGAUCGUCGGCGAGUACGCGAGCGGGCACCUCCUCCGCACGCCGGUCCUGCACGAGGCGGAGCACCGCCCGGGCGCGCACUUCGACGGCGCGAUCGGGACUGUGCGCAAGGUGGGCAAACCGUCGGUGGGCGACAGGAGCCACACUGGAUAUGUCGCGGUGCGCAUGCAGACGGUCGCGGACGAGCGCACACCCUCGGAGAAGAAACUCGUCGUGGAGACAUCUGAAUGGGAGAGGAAAUUCACCCUCUGCACCGAAGAGAGUGUAGAGGCGACCCGCGCCUACCGCUUCACCGUCUCCUCGCUGCGCCACGACGGUAUAGUCGACGACCACGAGGUCGCGAAGCACCGCAGGAUCUCGCCAUCGGAGGCCGCCAUAACCCUGACGCUAUUUCUGGCCGCCAUGAUCCUGCCGCACGGCCUGAUUUACGCCCUGAGCCACUUCCGCGCCGCACACAGCACUGUGGCCCAGAGGGCGUGGAUGAUGGCGUGGCUGGCGUCUGACCAGCUCUCGUCCCUGGGAACAUCCGUCGCUGCGCUGAUAGUCCCUGCUGUUGGAGGUUUCAUAGUCAUGUCAGACAUGUACCUCCAGGAUCAGGGUCUCGGUGCUUGUAGUUCCUGACCUUGCUUACGCUUAGCCUGCUGUUGCACAAGUUUAUGCUGCGGCCUUUCGCUGCCGAUGGGCUCUUUUCGUCGCUUCGCAUCACCCUGUAUUGUACCGCAGUAUCCCGUGACUGAUUCACUUGUAUAAUGUGUAUUGACUGUGCAUACUA